AUGUACGCCAACAACAACAACAACUCAUUCUAUGGAGGGUACAGCCAUCCACCUCAGCAACAACCACCCAAUAACAUGAUGAUCGGUGGAUAUAAUAACAUUCCGCCAACAACAACACCACCACCCAAUAACAUGAUGAAUUCCUCCUUCUCUAAUUUAAAGGCUUCUCCUUUCUAUACUUCAAAUCCAAGUCCAGUGAUGAUGAACGGAGUGAUGGCUUCAUCAAACACUGCAAGUCUUGAACAACAACAAGCACAACGAACAAGACAACUCCAAGCUGAUUCUGUUAUUAAACGAUUUCAUAACGCCAAAAUUGUUUCUACGAAUGACAACAAUGUGGUUGAUGUUCCAAUCACUCUCAAGAAUGGACAACAAUUAACAUUCCGUAUUCUCAUGCAACAUGCUUUCCCACAACAACCACCACUCAUCACCACUCUCGCAACAAUUAAACAUCAAAAUAUAGAUAACAAUGGUUAUGUCGUUCAUCAACAACUCAGACAAUGGACACCACAAUCAAGUCUAGGAGAUGUCUUGUCAUUAGUUUUCAGAGAUUUUAUUACCAAUCCUCCAAUAAUUGUCAGUUUGGAUGAAUGGCCAAAGAAUCAUAUUACCAAAGUGACAAGCAACAAUGGUACUCCUUCGAUCACACCACCACCUCCUUCCUCCUCGUCGCCAUCCGUUGGUGUUUAUCAUCAACCACAGACAUUUGGAACAAACACGAUACCCACAACCAAUGCAAUACCUCCAUCGUUGUCAAAUCCUCCAAUUUCUUCUGUACAAACACCUAUUCAAGAUUCAUCAUGUUCAAUUCGUUUACCCCCAGUUCCGACCUCAUUCCCUGAAAUUAGUUUAUUGGAAGGAACUGAGGCAAUUCAAAAACUUUUGGACAAUCAAGAGGCAUUCGAGCAGUUUGUUGAGAAUUUGGCUUUCACACGAGAAUCAAAGAAUAUCUAUCAAGAUUUGAGAAAUGCUAACAUGGAAAUUGCAAAAAGAAAUGUUUCAAAGGAUGAACAAUUAAACAUCACAAAAGAAUCUAUUGAUCAAAAGAAGGUGGAGGUUGACAAGAUUUUGGAGCAGGUACAAAUGCUGCAAGCAAAACAACAACAGCUCUCACAAAGAUAUGCUCCACCUCAAUUGCUUGUUUUACUAAAUGAAAAGAUUGAACAAAGCGAUGCAGAGAGCGAGGAAUUGGGAGAAGCCUUUUUGAAUUCAAGGGAAGUUGCAGAUUCUCAACAAAUCAAACAAUUCAUUGACAAGUAUAUCGAAAAGAGAUCUCUUUAUUACUUGAGAAAGCAAAAAAGAGAUCGAUUUAGAGACACCUAUUGCAAACAAUAA
Messenger RNA from Naegleria fowleri, 1335 nucleotides. RefSeq lists its product as uncharacterized. Gene Ontology annotation, cellular component: ESCRT I complex. The record is from RefSeq and is a predicted model, not a curated record. Gene Ontology annotation, biological process: ubiquitin-dependent protein catabolic process via the multivesicular body sorting pathway; protein targeting to vacuole; protein targeting to membrane. Bases 1 to 1335 code for a protein of 444 amino acids. The transcript has a single exon. NCBI's taxonomy places the organism in Eukaryota, Heterolobosea, Eutetramitea, Acrasida, Naegleriidae.